CUGUCGCAGAAUCUAGUCCACCUUAACAAAAGUCGCACAUCAACAGCCUCACAUCACCAAACGUCGGCCACAGUCUCGAGACACGCUGCGGACCUUUACAACUCAUCUCCCUUAAAUCAACACACUAAGACGUCAAUAUGGGACACCCGGCGGGCUUGAGGGCGGGCACGCGCUAUGCAUUCUCCAGGGCACACCGGCAGAAGGGAAUGAUCCGGCUGAGUACCUAUCUACGCCAAUACCGGGUCGGAGACAUCGUUGAUAUCAAGGCCAACGGUGCUGUUCAGAAGGGUAUGCCUCACAAGGUCUACCACGGUAAGACCGGUGUCGUCUACAACGUUACCAAGUCGGCCGUCGGCGUCAUCAUCUACAAGAAGGUCAAGCACCGCUACAUCGAGAAGCGCAUCAACCUGAGGAUCGAGCACGUUGUCCACUCUCGCUCGCGUGAGGGCUUCCUUCGCCGCGUCAAAGAGAACGCCGAGGCCAAGAGGAAGGCCAAGGCCGAAGGCACCACCAUCCAGCUCAAGCGCCAGGCUCUCCAGCCCCGUGAGGAGAGGACCGUCUCCACCAAGGACAACAAGCCCAUCAGCCUUGCUCCCGUCGCCUACGAGACCACGAUUUAAACGGACGACUUUCUUCACUCACUGUUUUCUUCGAUCUGGUCGGUCAGGCGCGUUGGGACUUGCAAGCAACUUGGGAGGAGUGGACGUUCCGGUCGGCAUUGCUUUUUACUUUUUUUUGGACGCAACCCCGGAGUCCCAAAGAAAAACCUUGCAUGGUGUUUUUAAAAAAAACAUGGUUUUAUUUUCGGAUCGGAACGGUAUCUUCUCUCGCAUGGGACAAUGGGACAUGGGGUUGAAAAAAAAUCGCAAUAGGGAUAUAGCAAACUCCCCAAACGCAGAUUCAGACCAACAUUAGGGCCCCCUGCUGAGGGGCUGGAGUUCUGGCGUCAAGUCGAAUUGUGGAUGUGAUUUUUGUCCAUGCUGUUUGCAGGCGUUGUCUCCAUGCCGUGAUGAUGAAUGACUUGUCCAAAUUUGGCGAACCACACCACUACCUGGCAUGAAUAAAAUAUUCAUUAGGAAAACAUUAUCCCCCCUUAUCUUUAAUCUUGUCCAUGUCCCUCAGCC
Pyricularia oryzae 70-15 is the source of this 1124-nucleotide messenger RNA. RefSeq names its product 60S ribosomal protein L21-B. Gene Ontology annotation, biological process: translation. Gene Ontology annotation, molecular function: structural constituent of ribosome. Gene Ontology annotation, cellular component: ribosome; cytosolic large ribosomal subunit. The transcript has 4 exons. Lineage: Eukaryota; Fungi; Ascomycota; Sordariomycetes; Magnaporthales; Pyriculariaceae. The record is from RefSeq and is a predicted model, not a curated record. The coding region runs from base 138 to 620 and encodes 160 amino acids.